Molecule: messenger RNA, 646 nt
Organism: Oryzias melastigma (Indian medaka)
Lineage: Eukaryota; Metazoa; Chordata; Actinopteri; Beloniformes; Adrianichthyidae
Gene: mrpl42
Product: mitochondrial ribosomal protein L42
Exons: 5
Coding region: 82-519 (145 amino acids)
Cellular component (GO): mitochondrial large ribosomal subunit
Source: RefSeq, a predicted model, not a curated record
UAACGAAGAGGAACUAUUCUUCGAUAGUUUGUUCCACACGGACCUUUUACUCCGCUGCACCAUCCAAAAUAGCUGCUGAUCAUGGCGAGCGGUCAGCUGUGCAAACUUCACGGCUUGUUGACGCGGUUUUCUAGCGCUUUUGCUGCUCGAUCUGGUCGUCGCUGUUGGGUACCGAUUCGAUACAAGUCAAGCGUUAAUUCUCCAAUAGCUGAGCCUCCUAAAAGUGAUGUAGACAUUGGAGUGACAUCAGACGGGAAAACCAUAGUGUGCUACCAUCCUGCUGUGGAUAUUCCCUAUGAAUUCACCCAGCCUGUGGAACGUCCAGACCCUUUGACCAACUCCAUAGAGACUCAUGAUCAGGUUUUAAAGGCUCACCUCAGCACGGAGGUGCUGAAGGACAAAAAGGGACCAACUAUAGAGGAGCUUAGCAAGAUGUUCUUCACCACUAAACACCGCUUUUAUCCAGUAGGACAAUAUCACAGGAGGCGCAUCAACAAGAACCCCCCCAAGGACAGAUAGAAACAUAUUUAAGCCUUUUAACUUAAAAUUUGUCACACCUGUUUCCACCACCUGAUAAAGUUUUUCUUGUCCAUGUGUGGUUUUGUUUUUUUAUCAGUUUGUCAAUAAAGUAUGUCCUUUAAAGUAA